UCCAGUUGCUUUUCCAUCCGGGUAUUCUCAUAUUGGGCCUUCCAAAUCCAAAUUCUGAUCAAUCCUACAAACAAUUAUAAUCCCCUUCUCAAGUUUUAGCCUUCUGGGUAUCGCUAAUUCACCCUAUUCUUCAAUUAGCAACCUUUCAAGUUUCCAGAAGAGGGAAGCAUCAUCUUAUUUCUGGCUUUGGUGACUAAGGAGGAGCCAUCACUAUCGUCAUAUCACUCAAGAAAGCUGCCAGGAGUUUCUGAGUGGUUAAAUCAAAAUUUGAAAUGGAUGUAAAAGGCAUUGCUUGGGUUGGGCGUUUGUAUGAAAAGUUUGAAACUAUGUGCCUUGAAGUAGAAGAUAUUAUAUGUCAGGAUACUGUUAAAUAUGUUGAGAAUCAGGUGGAAGUAGUUGGGGCAAGUGUCAAAAGGUUCUAUUCUGAUGUCAUGCAAGAUUUUCUUCCACCAUCUGAAUUGAAUGAUGAGAAGGUGGCAGUUUGUAAUUCGGCUCUUGACAAUUAUGAAAAUGUUGUUAUAUGUAAGAAACCAAUGAUGGGAAUGAAGAUAGAGCGAUCAAAAUUUAAUGAAGAAAAGUCAACUGAGAACUCAAAAGUAACUGCUGAUACCAAAAGAGGUAUUGUCCAUAAGCUGCCACGUGGACAUAACCAUGCCAAUGAUCAUCCCUACUUGGUAUCUUCUCCAUAUUCUGCUAAUAGAUCCCAAAUUGAUGGGUAUUCCAGAAAAAAAGAUGAUGAGAAUAUACAUCAUAAGCUAGACCUUGAUGGUAGAGAAUCUACAACAAAAGGAUGCAAGUCUCUAACUGAGACUUCUCCAACAAACAUUGAGAAGAAAUAUGAAAAUGAUGCAUCAUCAUGCUGUGCAGUCUCAAAUAGAAAAUCCGAAGCUUCGAGCGAGCUGGCAGGUAAUAUGGAACCCACGUCGGUUAAAGACACAAGAUGUAAUUCAGUGAUGGAAAGUUCUAAUGAGACUGAAACUAAAUCUGACAACAUAUUAUCUGACAUUUCAUCAAAUUCCAUUGUGGACACUGAGAAGGAGACGAGACUUCUAUCCUAUGGUGAUUCAUCAGCAGAGUUGGAUGGAAGAUCAGAUUCUUGGAGUCUAGGUGAAAUUGAGCUUGAACAUGGAACAGACAACAUUGAACAAGCAGAUGAAGUAAAACUGGAUGAAGAAGCAUGCGUCUUAGUGAACAGAGACGACUUACGUUUUGAUUCCAACGAAGAAGUCAAACAAAGACAUUACAAGAAGAAGUUGGCAGGAGCAUUUUCUUUCACAAAGAAGUCAAAGAGGAAGCAAGAAUACAAAGAGCUUGCGGUGAAGCAUCAUGGCUUUGAUACAAUCCCAAACCAGCAACAUGAACAGAAACUACCAGCAGAAGACGUCUCAGAACAUGAUUGGCAGCUUCUCUAAGCUUGGAAUCUGUUGAAACAGAUGCCACCAUGGUUGUUAAUACCCUUGAAUGGAGACAGUUUGUAAAAAAAUAAACCCCAUCCCCUGCUUGCUAAGGUGAGAAAUCUAUGAAAACAAAUAUCAAAAUCUCAUUGUGCAGAAACAUUAUCUAUCUUCUUUGAUAAAAGUGGCAAGAGCCAGUGGUAGUCUCUGAGUGUAUCAUGGGUAAUUAAUUCUUAUAACCAUGUUACUUGGUAGUUAUGAUGAAUGUUUGUGCAGAGUCUUUCAAGAUUUGA
Messenger RNA from Benincasa hispida (wax gourd), 1687 nucleotides. RefSeq lists its product as uncharacterized. The record is from RefSeq and is a predicted model, not a curated record. Lineage: Eukaryota; Viridiplantae; Streptophyta; Magnoliopsida; Cucurbitales; Cucurbitaceae. Gene Ontology annotation, biological process: response to stress. Gene Ontology annotation, cellular component: phagophore; autophagosome.